Messenger RNA from Miscanthus lutarioriparius, 468 nucleotides. NCBI's taxonomy places the organism in Eukaryota, Viridiplantae, Streptophyta, Magnoliopsida, Poales, Poaceae. The record is from the annotation of a GenBank genome assembly.
AUGGCGCUGACAAGCGUCCCGUGGCGCCGAUUGGGCGUCUUUGUGCGCACUGUGGCGGGCGCAAUAGACGGUGGUGAUGGAAGGAAGGACACCGCGAGCCCGCCAUCGGUGGAGGGUUCCUGCGCUGCGCCGCCGUGGCCGCCCCUGCGUGCCACGGAUCCGCGCUGCUCGGGGAGGGAGAAGAGGCAGCUGAGCCAGAUUUGGCCUCGCCGCCGCCGGAUCCGGCCUCCACACGCGCCGAUGCCACCGGUCAAAGAGGGAGAAGAGGGAGCUGGCUCCGAUCAGAGGGGCGCGGUCAGGUGGGAGAGAGGGAGGGUGCGGGGGAGGGAGAGGGGCGCGGUCCUGUGCGCCGUCGCUGGGGAGAGGGGGAGUCGCUCGGGGAGAGGGGGAGAGGGAGUCGUGCUCGGGCGCAGUCACUCGCAGGAGAGGGAGUCGCGCUUGGGCGCGUCGCUCUGGAGAGUGGAGUGA